CUCACUCACGACCUGCUCUCUCUCUCACUUGUUCUUGUGGAAAGGAGAAGAAAUUGCUUGGAAAACUAAUUUAUUGGCUUUGAUUCAUCUUUCCCCCAACAAUCUUUCUUGUUCCUUGAGAUCUGGUGAAAUCCCGAAGGUGAGAACGCCAUCUGUACCCUUCUCUAUUUCUGAACGAAAUCCUGAAUGUGUGCCGCGAUUUCUUGCUCCCUUCUCUAGUUCUUUCUUGUUGUGAUUGUAAUUAAUCCUGUCGCUCCUUCUGGCCUGAGACAUGACCAAAUACAUCAUCCAUUGACAAGCAACAUUUAUUUUUUGAUCCUCCACUUCCAACCCUAAAAAACAGCAUGCAAGAGAGGCUAAAUUGAAUCCAUUUGUUUGAUUUGGUGAGAAUUGUAUAGUUACCUCGUGCUCCUAUAUAUCCGCAACGUCAUUUGGUUUUGCUUCUUGAGAUUCUCAACGUCUUUCAGUCAACAGCAUCUUUUUGGCCAGCAGCACGUCAGGCUCCUCGCCGUAUUUUCUGUUGCAGCCCACGCUGGUCGUUGGGCAUCCUGAAAUCUCGACCUGCCUGUCAACCUUCAGCCAUGAUAUCUGUACAUAAAUGCACGUUAGUGCAGAGUGCGAGCAUCAUCGAGUUGCCUCGCAGAAACAGAGCUCCCAUGCUCGAGUUGUUGCCAGGCGUACUGCAGAGUAGUGAUCAUCGGCGAUAUGGCGUCGGCAGCAGGCGAUGGGACGAGGAGGAGGGAGACGGCGUGCGUCACCGGCGGCAGCGGGUACAUCGCGUCGGCGCUGGUGAAGAUGCUGCUGGAGAAGGGGUACGCCGUCAAGACCACCGUCAGGAACCCCGAUGACACGGAGAAGAACGCGCAUCUCAAGGCCUUGGCGGGGCUCGGCCCCUUGGAGGUCUUCCGCGCCGAUCUGAACGAAGAGGGCAGCUUUGACGGCGCCGUUGCCGGCUGCGACUACGCGUUCCUCGUCGCCGCUCCGGUGAACCUCGAAGCGGAGAACCCUGAGAAGGACGUGAUCGAGCCGGCCGUCCACGGAACACUCAACGUGAUGAGGUCGUGCGUGCGAGCGGGGACGGUGAAGCGCGUGGUCCUGACAUCGUCGGCGGCCGCGGUAUCCAGCCGGCCGCUGGAAGGCGAUGGCCAUGUCCUUGACGAGGAAUCCUGGUCCGACGUCGAGUUCCUCAGAUCGACAAAAACCGGUCCUUGGGCGUACCCUGUGUCGAAGGUGCUUCUGGAGAAGGCGGCGCGCGCGUUCGCGGAGGAGAACGGCAUCAGCCUCGUCACCGUGUGCCCCGUCGUCGUCGUCGGCGAGGCGCCGGCGGCGGAUGUCCUCACCAGCGUCGGCCACGUCCUCUCCCUGCUAUCCGGCGAUGAUGCGAGAGCCGGCAUCCUGGAACACAUUCAGAGGGCGUCGGGUUCGAUCCCGAUGGUCCACAUCGACGACCUCUGCCGCGCCGAGCUGUUCCUCGCCGAGGAGGAGGCCGCGUCGGGGCGCUACAUCGUCUCCAGCAUCAACACCACUGCCGUGGGUCUAGCCCGGUUCUUGGCCGCAAAGUACCCGCAGUACAAAGUCGAUACAGAUCGGUUCGGCGAUCUCCCCGAGAAGCCAAGAGUGUGCGUUUCAUCGGCGAAGCUCGUCAAGGAAGGGUUCGAGUACAAGUACAAGAACCUGGACGAGAUAUACGACAACGUCGUCGAGUACGGAAGGGCCUUGGGAAUCCUUCCGUACUAGCAUGGUGGAUCUUACUAGAAUCAAACGAUGCGCUUGCAAGCAAAAUAAGCAGUCUCCUAAAGUACACAAAUGAUGAAAUGUGGGUGUUUAGUUUAUACGGAAAAGGGAUUUACUGUAUAAGAUUGUAUGAA
Molecule: messenger RNA, 1868 nt
Organism: Triticum dicoccoides
Lineage: Eukaryota; Viridiplantae; Streptophyta; Magnoliopsida; Poales; Poaceae
Product: anthocyanidin reductase ((2S)-flavan-3-ol-forming)-like
Exons: 6
Coding region: 706-1737 (343 amino acids)
Molecular function (GO): oxidoreductase activity, acting on the CH-OH group of donors, NAD or NADP as acceptor
Source: RefSeq, a predicted model, not a curated record